Messenger RNA from Vitrella brassicaformis, 4865 nucleotides. Lineage: Eukaryota; Vitrellaceae. The record is from the annotation of a GenBank genome assembly.
GGCCUGGCAACAAGCAAAUCCGCUUUAAGGCUCCAGGAGGGCCUGUCCAUGUAUAUCAGCCGCUAGAUCAGCAGAGAGGAUGGUAGAUCUGCUGAUGACUGUCUGCCUGGCUCUUGCCGCUUACCUCUGCGCCUGGCCGAUGAGGAGUGCAGGUGCGUGUGUGUGAGGGAUGCAGGCAGAUCUGUCGGCACAUCAUGACGCGUAUAGUGCUCAUUCAUUGCAAGCAGUGCGUGUGCGUGUGCAGACGCGAGAUCUCUGACAGAGAGAAGGCGGCAGAAGGGGUCAGCGUUCAUCCUGCAGCAGCUGCAGCUGCCGGGAGGAAUCACGCCGCGCACACGCGCACACAGAAGGGUAGGUACCCACACGCAGGUAGCUGGCGGAUGCAGUCACUCAUUGGUGUGCGUGUGUGACUGUCCUGUUCUCCUCUGUUCUGCAGGUGCGUGUGGCACCCGCUGUGUAUGCGUCCAAAGCAAAGGGGUUCGCUGUCGACUCAGAGAGGGACCAGAGGAGGUAGAUAGACGUGCUACAGACAUACACACGGCACAAGAAGUGUCUGUCUGUCGUAUCCCAUGUGUCUGUCUGUCUGUCUGUCUGUUUGUCUGUUUUUUGCAGGGGUGGUGGGGAGGGUCCGUCAUCGGUCAAGAAGGUGGCCCGCUCACUGCCGCCACCCACACCCAAGGUUAAUUCGUGCUGUCAACGAAAGGAGUGAUUGACACACACGCACGAUCGAUGCAUCUCUCUCUCUCUGUUUGUCUGUCUGUCUGUCUGUCUGUGUCUGACCCACUGACCAAACAAACCAACGAGCAGGGAAGGGCAAUAAAGCGUCGCCGGUCUGAGAUACAGCGGGAUCGGGAGGGCAAGGCCGCCACAGACAGGUCAGUCGGUGAGGGACGGAGGGAGGGACUGACUAGUGGGAUGGGCAGACACACAGACAACGUGUAUGUCCGUGUGCAUGUCAGUGGGGAAGGGAACGACACGGUGGCCUAUGAAGACCUGCCAGAGGAGGAGCAGAUCAAGAGGAAGAAACGUGCCAAGCAGGUAACUAAGUAAGGGCUGUCUGUCUGCUCUCUGUCUGCCUGCCUGUCGAUAUCACGUGUCUGUCUGCUGUGUUGUGUGCCCACCAUUGUGUCAUUGUGUUUCAUGGCAUCAAGGCGUACAUCGAGGGGGCUUACAUGGAGAAGAAGCAGAGAGAGGUGCGCGCGCUGGAAACACACAAAGACACGCACACUCGCGCACACAGGGGGGUGACUGACAUAUUGGACGUAUGCGGAUGUGUGUGUGGACUGCAUGGCAGGAUGCCGAUGCGUUCCAGCACCGACUGAAGCAGAGGGCUCAGCAGGAGGACAUACAGCUCAUCACCAAGGGCAAAGAGGCAAGCCGUAUCCAGCCAGCCAGACAGCCAGACAGCCAUGUACGCCCCACGCGACCGACCGAUCUGUGUUGGUUUGUGUUGUGUGGGGGUGUGUCUGUGUCUGUGUCCUUGCUGUGUGUGUGUGUGUGCAGGUGAAUGUGAGUCUGGAGCCAGAGGUGAAUUCAACCGUCACCGUCAAUGUGCAAGUCGACGGCAACUUCACGCAGCAGGUGUCCUGACACUCACACACACACACACACACACACACAGAGAGAGAGAGAGAGACGCAUCAAUGCCAUGCACCCAUACAUCUCUCGUGUGUGUGCGUGUGUGUGUAGAUGUGGGAGGUUGUGCUGGCCGACCUGAAUGAAGAGGCCGCCAUCAAGGGUUUCCAGAAGGGCAAGACGCCCACUGAGGUCGGUCAGCAUUGUGAGCACUGGCGCGCAAGACUGGAGCCCCAUGUGUGCGUGUCGCGUCGCGUGUGCAGGUGCUCGUCAACCGAAUCGGGAUCGAGCCCGUAAAGGUGCGCGUGUGUAUGUGUGCAAUGCAUGUGAAUGUGCAUCUCCGUGUGUGUGUGUGUGUGUGUGUGCAGGCGCGCUGUGUCGAGUACACCGUCUACGCGCUCACUCCCAAAGUGCUCCGGAAACUCCCAAUACAGGCACGCACGCACGCACGAGCACCACACACAUACCGGUCCACCGCUAUGCAGGCAGACAGGCAGACAGACAGACACUCACACAUUGGAGUGCGUUCCCUCGUGUGUGUGUGUGUAUACCUGCCUCUAGAGCAUCGGCACGGCGCGCACAGAGGGCUCCAGACGGACACUUGCGGGCUUCUUCAGGUCAGUCAGCGCAUUUCCAUCCAUCCAUCCAGCCAUGCACGGAUGCCCACACGUCCGUCCGUCUGCAGGCCCGGGGAGCCGUUCCAGUUCCAAAUCGAGACGGACGUGUGGCCGUCGAUCGCAUUCGCCAAACACCCACACACUGGGGAAGACAUGUACAGGCAGCUAGAGGUGGGUACCUGCCUGCAGCAUGGCAUGACGCCUGUCUGCACACCACACACACCCAUCACUCACAGUGCCCGCCCAUGUGUGUGUCUGUGUGAGUAGGUGACGGCUGUGAAGCCCGACUUCGACUUUCGCAUGCACAGAUACCGAUAUGAGCUGAGGCACAACCACGCCAAAGUGAGCAUCAUGAUGCACACACCAAUGGCGCCGCAUGUGUGUGUGUGUGUGAAUGGCAGCUGGUGCCGACUCCAGACGAUCGAGCGCUCUGGGGUGACGCUUUGGUGGCCGAGAGAGUCGAGACCUUCCUAGUGGGCGAGAACGGCACAGUGGGGCAGCAGGUGCGUCCGCAUGGCAUGCUAUGGGUCUAGUCUAUGCAUGACACACCACACAUGCACCGCACCCAUCUAACCUAUACACACGUGUGUGGGUGUGGUGUGUGUAGCUGACGGGUCCCGAGUUCACGCUGGCAGACGAGGUGCUCCACCUGGUGCCACACGUGCACCUGGACGGCCUCGUCGAGGGCUGCAUAGGUCGGUCAGUCGGGGCGGACGAACGGACACACGCACACACUAUGCACGCACACAAAUGCGUGUUUGGCUCUGGCUCUGACUGGUGUGUAGGCAUGCGCCAGGGCGAGAGCCGGCUGGUGAAGGUCAGCACGGCAGGCAGCUCUGGUGGUGCCGAGCAGGUAACUAAAGUACGGGUGUGCGCAUUAUACACGUGAAUUGCAUUGCAAUCCUUGGUGGCUUGGCCGAUUGUCAGGGUGCUGCUGAUGCUGAUGCUGAUGCUGACCAUGAUGGAGAUCAAGGGCUCGAGCAAGAUGACGAGGGCGACGAAGACGCAGAGGUGCGGACGGGACGGCUUGCCAUGUGUAUACCUUUCUUGUGUUGUGUGGGUGCAGCUGUUCCUCAACGUCACCAACGUGCGCGUCAUGGCCCGGUCAGUCAGUCUGCACACGUGCCACCAGUGAAUUGAAUGCAGCAUAAGAAAGUGAGCAGCUGCAUUAAGUCACUGUCUGCGUGUGUUCCUUCACAGAGAGGUCCCGGACCUUAGCGAUGCACUCGCGAGGCAAGCAGGUGCGCGCCACCACACACACUCGACACACCUAGCGAUGCAUUCACCCCAUCGCUGUGCGUGUGUGGAUGAAUGCAGCCAACAUGACGCUCAAGGAGCUGCUGGGCCAGGUGGAGGACAAGCUGCUCAAGCAGUGCCAGGUGGGCGGCUGGGUGGUGGGUGAGUGAGGGACAGAGAGGGAGGGAGGGCAAACACACACAUUAAUACGAACGAACGAGCGCAUCUCGGCUGUCGACGUGUCUGUCGUGGGCAGGAUGACCGGGAGCGCAAUCUUCGCGCCGGCGUCAUCGCCGCACUGCUCGAGUGCACCAACCUCACCAUCCCAGGUAAGGUACACACACUCAGAUGCACUCACGUGUGGACAAUGUCUGCCAAUUCUGCGCACAGAGACGCUCAUAGUGGAACACGGCAAGGGCAAGUACGAGAUGCUGCUCAAGACGGAGGCCUCCAAAGGCCACGACGUCUCCAAACUCACCAACGCGGCCGCACUCAACGACUACCUUCGCCGGAAACAAGCCGCCAUCACACAGUAAGUAGUCAUUGAACACGGCGGCUCUGCUGGAGUACCCACCUGCACGUGUGUGUGUGUUGGCACAGGGAGCUGCAGGCGUCCUUUAUCCUGGAUGAGAUCGCCGAGAGAGAGGGGCUGACUGUGGCGGUGAGUCGAACUAAGCACACGUGUCUGUCUGUGAAUCUACCUGUGUGUGUAUCUCUCUCUGUGUGUGUCUGUGUAGCCUGACGAGCUGCAGAUCAACAUCGACACGGUGCAGCAAGACAUGAAGAAGCUCAAGCUUGUGGUCCGCCAGCCCCGCGCCCACACACCCCACGCACAUAUGUCAUCUGUGUGUGCAGGAGUCUCGAGUGCAGUCGAAGCUCGAGGCAAUGCUCAUGGCGCAGCGGGUCAUCGACUGGAUCACAGAGAGGUCCGUGACACACACACACAUACGAAGAUAAUGGUGGCAUCCAUCCAUCCGUCCGUUUGUGCUCACUGCAGGUCGUCGAUCACCUGGGUUGACGAGGCCGAACUGUAUGGCGGCAAUCUCGACGACAGGCUGGACACGCUCAUGCGCCAGACGGACGCCACCACACCCACAACCGACACACACAGUGACAGCGCCCCGACUGCCAAGGUGCCUUCCUGACACACACACACGGUGUGCGCAGACAGCCACGUGAAUGGGUGCAUCUCUGAAUGUGGGCAGAUGUCGGCUGAGGAUGUUCUGGCCCGGCGGGCGCUGAGGACCGUGAGCAGUGUCCGGUGAUGUGGUCGAUGAUUGUGUGCGUUUUGUGCACGCGGAUACCUGUCUGUCUCGUGUGUGGACUGUACAUCUGAACGUCAGUUACGGGCCUUUUGGGUGUAUGGGUAUGGGUAUGGGUGUGUGUGGAGGUGUUAAGACCUCAUAUGUAUGCAUCGACUUAACCGAUUCAUUGCAG